CACCGGGCGGCGCGAGCGCGGCCUCGUGACCUGCGGCCACGUGAUCUGCUAGGGGCGUUGAAGAGCCGGCACUGUCGCUGCAGCCACUGCGGAAGGUGUCCUAGACAAGAUGAAGCUCAUCAUCCUGGAGAACUAUUCUCAGGCCAGCGAGUGGGCAGCCAAAUACAUAAGGAAUCGCAUCAUCCAGUUUCACCCAGGGCCAGACAAAUACUUCACCCUGGGGCUUCCCACAGGGAGCACCCCACUUGGCUGCUACAAGAAGCUUAUUGAAUACUACAAGAAUGGGGACCUCUCCUUCAAAUACGUGAAGACUUUCAACAUGGACGAAUACGUGGGCCUUCCUAGAGAACAUCCGGAGAGUUAUCACUCCUUCAUGUGGAAGAACUUCUUCAAGCACGUUGACAUCGACCCAGAAAACACCCACAUUCUGGACGGCAAUGCAGCCGACCUGCAGGCCGAGUGUGACGCCUUUGAGGAGAAGAUCAAGGCUGCAGGCGGGAUUGAGCUGUUUGUUGGCGGCAUCGGCCCCGAUGGACACAUCGCCUUCAACGAGCCAGGCUCCAGUCUGGUGUCCAGAACCCGUGUGAAGACACUGGCCAUGGACACCAUCCUGGCCAACGCUAGGUUCUUUCAUGGAGAUCUUGCCAAGGUGCCCACCAUGGCCCUGACAGUGGGCGUGGGCACUGUCAUGGAUGCUAGAGAGGUGAUGAUCCUCAUCACGGGUGCUCACAAGGCAUUCGCAUUGUAUAAGGCCAUCGAGGAGGGCGUGAACCAUAUGUGGACCGUGUCUGCCUUCCAGCAGCAUCCCUGUGCAGUGUUUGUGUGCGAUGAGGACGCCACUCUGGAGCUGAAAGUGAAGACCGUCAAAUAUUUCAAAGGUUUAAUGCUUGUUCAUAGCAAGUUGGUGGACCCCUUGUACAGUAUAAAAGAGAGAGAAGCAGAGAAAAGCCAGUCUUCCAAGAAACCAUACAGUGAUUAGCCUGUGUUGGCAACUAGUGUCAAGUACCUCAUUGGGCUGGGUGGGUCUUUCUAGAAAUGGUCUUUAGGAGAACAGAAUUGUAUUUCUUUUAUCUAGUACAGUUACUCCAGAUAAGUGGGUGAACAUUUAUUGUUCUUUGCUAUGAGGCUUGGAGCCUCAUCAUGAAGUUUAGUCACAGGGAGAAUGACUUGAUUAAAACUUAUGGUUAAUCAGAAGGAAAAUCUCUGGGAAAUGUAUUCCACCAUCUUGAUAUCCACAACAUCUAGAUCAGGGGCUUGUAAAUUUCUGUUCUGCCUCUGACAAUGUUUACAUGUACAACACACUCCUGUCAGGAACCUCUGUCAUUACAUGUACUGACUGUCCAUUGGGACGGAAUUAGCACUUGUGUAUAUUGAACAGAACCUCUUUGGAGAGUCUUGAGAGCCUGUCUUGUGCAGGUCUGCCCCCUUAUUUGAGAAUCACUAUCCUAGCUUAAGACACAAACUCUCUCAUUGUCUAAAGUCAGUGGUCAGUGACAAGUGUCAUGGAAAGAAAAGUCUCUCUUCCUCUUCCAACCCCAGUUGUUUUUUCUGCUCUCACAGCUGACCUUUCUGUGAACUUGGAGGACUCCCUGGGGGAGGAUUUAGUAGAGAAGGCCUUUGCAGAUAAACCCAGGUCCCCAGUGGGUCCAAACACGUCAAACUCCUCUCCCUCAGGGUCCUUCUGGCACCAGGAGGAAGAAGGUGGAAACCCUUUUCCCAUCAGAGCCAUGUGUUUUUGUUAAAAGGUCUCACUGUGGCUCCUCUCUUACUCUACACGCAGUAAAAGGUAGGAGGUCCCUGGGGCAGCAGACACUGCCACCAUUUCAGUGUUAGUGUUCAGCCAAGGUGAUGCGGGCCAAGGCAAGCAGCUGGUAUGAGUUUAGUCCUAAAACAUGAGUGCCAUGCUUCCUGCUUCCAUGAGAGGUGAGUGCCAAGACAACAAAGUAAGUGCUUCUAAAGCUGCAUAGUAUCUUUUCCUCCACUUAAAAUACACUGCCCUUCUAGCUCAGGCUCACGUGGUGUGGUCUGAUGUUCCCUGAACGUCAGGACAUAAAUACAGCCCUUUUGUCCAUUUAUCCUUCAGCCCUUAUUCAAAAGAUGAGUCUAUUGCUCUGCCUUCCUUUUAUACUUUUAAGCUUUUGUGAAAUGGAUGCUGCCUUCUUCUCCCUGUUUUCGUGCCUGUUUGAAGCUGCUAGUCCCUCUACUCUAGAACGACCUUUCAGAGCCUGGUUCAGACCUCUUUUAAGUGGUGUGUUUAGUACCAGCAUUUCGUCUGUAGCUUUUAUACGUGAUUGUGCUCAUUCUGUUUUCAAUCUGAUGGAUUAAUGAACUUGUUUAUAAUGUGGUAUUUUCUAUUAAAUCUGAUAUUUUCAAAUAAAAUGUGUCAUUUGUGGACUUCUAUCCCCAAAGGACGGAAAACGUUGCCUGGGCUGAUGGUGAUAGAUUUUGGAAAUAGCUGGUGAGCAAAGCUUCACACUCAUACCUCACAGCAGCUCUGUAGGAAUGUCACAGUCAUAGCGACUAUCUUUUGAUCUCAUCUUUAACCACCAAGGUAAAAAAUAAAGCAUUUUAUGAAAAUGAAGCACCUAUGUGAAAAAGUAGGAAAUUGUCAUGUUUGGGCUCUACUUGUGAUCCAAACAAAGAUACAGCUGUAGAUUUGUGACAAGGAGGGAUAUAAAAAAAACUGCUAGGUAUGGAAAAAUAGGUAUGAUCAUUAAGGUUGUGUGUCAACUUGGCUGGGCCAUGAUUCUCAGUGAUUUGGCAGUCACGAUGUAGUUUGGCAGUCGUGUGAUGGUGUGAUCACCUCCAUGAUGGGAUCUGCUAUGAGUAGCCAGUUAGUCGAAAGGGAAUUUGCUUGGGCGUGUGGCCUACAUCAAAUAUAAGUGGACUCUCUGGCAAGGCUGGUGGGCUUUUGCUCAAUCUGGAUCCUGCAUCUGGCUCCUGUUCAUCCGACCUCUGGUUCUUGGGCCUUGAGCUAGGAACAUACCUGUGGUCUUGCCUGCUGAUCUUGAGAUUUCAUCAGUCUUCAUAGCUUGUGAGCAAGAGCCGUGCUGUCUGACCUGCCGAUCUUGGGUGUGCCAGCCCCUGCAGCUGCAUGAAUCAGAACAAGUCUCUAGCCUGACCUACUAAUUUGGGGUGUUCCAGCCUCUACGGCCACAUGAGCCAUUUCCUUGGUAUAAAUCUCUUCAUAUAGAUAUUUAUAUGCUUUGCUGGUUUUGCUUCUUUAGAGAACCCAGCUUAAGAUAUUUAGUACCAUGUGUGAUACCUUUCUAUAGUUUUGUCAGAACGAAAAGUAUAAGGGAGCUGGUCGGUUUAUCCUACUUUCACUAGACAAACUGGUGAAAGCAAGAGAUGAGCUCAGGGCUUCCGAGUCAAAGCUCAAGUGCCACAUAAAUGACCUCAAAGUUUCCACUUGUGCCUUGAAAGAAAACCUUAUCUCUUGUAGUAACACAGCUGAUAUUGCCAAAAACCAAACCCAAAGUCUUGUUGUAAGAGUAGCUGAAUUACAAUGCCAACUCAACUGCCAACCUCAAAAGGUGUCUGAAAUUAAAGUGAGGGCAUUGACUGAGAAGAAAUGGGAUCAUGAAACUUGGAUUGGGGACAUUGGGACAGAUAAUGAGGAAGCUUGGAAAUACUAAGCCCCUGAAUUCUGUUGAAUCAUUUUGCCAAGAGAACCAUCCCUCUUACUUCAUCUGAGGAGAUUACUCCAAAUUUGACCAAGAAACCCUCCCCAGUAAAACAAUUAGUCCCUCUACCCCCAUAUGAUGAGAUUAACCCAGCUGUGUCUAGAGAGCUUUUGUCUGAGUCAUUGCCUGGGGCAUUGCCUGAGGCAGAUGAUUUACAAGACAAAGCUGAAAGUUCUCAAAACACUUCCUCGCUUCUAGACCUAUAACUAGACUUAAGCCCCAAAAGGUAAAGUACGAAGUGUGAAUCAGGAGGAGUUAUGCUACACUCCAAAAGAACUGCUUGACUUUCCUAAUAUGUACAAACAGAAGCCUGGGAGCUUUGUGUGGAAAUGGCUAUUAAGGGUGUGGGAUAAUGGUGCAAGGAACGUAAAGAUGGAUCAGUCUGAGUUUAUUCAUAUGGGCCCACUAAGCACAGAUUCUUCAUCCAAUAUUUCAGCUCGAGAAGUUAGGAAAGGAUCUAAUGGUUUAUUUGGUUGAUUUGCUGAAGCAUGGAUUAUGAGGUGGCCUACACUAAAUCAAGUAGAAGUACCAGACCUGCCUUGGUAUACUGUAGAAGAAGAUAUCCAAAGGCUUAGGGAAAUAGGCAUGUUAGAGUGGAUUUAUUAGGUUAGACCCACAGACCUACACAUGGAGUGCUCAGAGGACACACCUUUUACCAAAACCGUGAGAAAUUUGUGAAAGGAGCUCCAGCAUCCUUGAAAACUGCCGUGAUGGCUAUUUUAUGUAAGAUUUAACAGGGGGACUGCCCUGAUGCAAGAUACCUAACUACAACGGGGCUAAUUGGAACCCAUGGUAGUAGGGGCCAAGUGGCAGCAUUCAAUCUGCAAAGACAAGGUGGAUGUAGUUACCAGAAGGGACAGCGGAGUCAAAGCAGUAAUCAGAAUAGUCUGACUCGUAUAGACUUAAGACACUGACUACUUAGUCAUGGUGUCUCUAGGAGUGAAAUGGGUAAGGAAAUCUACUAAAUAUUUACUUGAUCUAUAUAAGCAGAUGAAUUCUAGGUCAAGUGAACAGCAGUCUAACUCCAAUCAGCAGAAUAGUCACAGCCUCUCAAACUCACCCAGACUUGAGUGAGUUUAAAGACCCACAACCCCUUGAAUGAAGGGGUGGCAGAGUCCCCUUGAGGAAGGACUCCAAUACACUGCCAAAAACUUACACUGUUAAUCUUUCUCCCAACCUUCUCCAAAGGUAUCUAGAGCCUUGUACUGUUCUCUGGGGAAAAGGAAAUAAUCAGACUUAGGGGAUUACUGGAUACUGGCUCUGAACUGGCACUAAUUCCAAGAGACCCAAAACAUUACUGCACCCACUAGUCAGAGUUGUGGCAUAUGGAAGUCAGGUUAUUAUUGGAGUCUUAGCUCAUGUCUGUAUCACAGUAGGUCCAAUGGGUCCCAGAAUCCAUACUGUAGGGAUUUUCCCAGUUCAGGAAUGCAUAAUUGGAAUAGAUAUACUCAGCAAUGACAGAACCACCACACUGAAUCCCUGACAAAUGGAGUAAGGGCUAUUAUGGUAGGGGAAGCCAUUAGAACUGCCCCUACCUGGGAAAAUAGUAAAUCAAAAGCAAUAUUGCAUUCCUGGAGGGAUUGCAGAGAUUAUUGCUACCAUCAAGGACUUGAAGGAUGCAGGGGUGGUAAUUCCGGCCACAUUCCCAUUCAACUCACCUGUUUGGCCUGUGCAAAAAACAGAUGGAUCUUGAAGAAUGAUAGUGGAUUAUUGAAAACUUAAUCAAGUGGCAACUCCUAUUGCAUCUGCUGUUGCAGAUGUGUGUGGUUUCAUUGCUUCAACAAAUUAAUACAUCUCCUGGAACCUGGUAUGCAGCUAUUGAUUUGGCUAAUGCCUUUUUCUCCAUAUGUGUUUUGAAGGACCACCAGAAGCAGUUAGCCUUCAGCUGGCAAUACCAGCAAUACACCUCAGUUGCCUACCUCAGGGCUACAUCAGGUCUCCAGCCCUAUGUCAUAAUUUAGUUCUCAGGGACCUUGAUUGCCUUCCACAAGACAUCACACUGGGUCCAUUACAUUGAUGACAUUAUGCUGAUUGGACCUAGUAAGGAAGGCAAUGACUCUGGACUUAUUGAUAAAACAUUUGCAUGCUAGAGAGUGGGAUAUUAAUUUCACAAAAAUUCAGGUGCCUUACACCUCAGUGAAAUUUCUAGGGGUCCAGUGGUGUGGGGCAUGUUGAGAUAGUCCUUCUAAAGUAAAGGAUAAGUUAUUGCAUCUGGCCCCUCCCACAACUAAAUGUAAUACACAAUGCCUAGUGGGUCUCUUUGGAUUUUAGAGGCAACAUAUUCCUCAUUUGGGUGUGCUACUCCAGCCUAUUUAUCAAGUGACCCAAAAGCUGCUAGUUUUGAGUGGGGCCCAGAACAAGAGAAGGCUCUGCAACAGGUUCAGGCUGCUGUGCACGCCACUCUGCGACUUGGUCCAUAUGAUCCAGCUUAUCCAACAGUGUUUUAAGUGUCCGUGGCAGAAAGAAAUGCUGUUGGGAGCCUUUGGCAGGACCCUACUGGUGAAUCACAGAGCAGAUCCUUAGGAUUUUGGAGCAAAGCACUGCCAUCCUCUGCAGGUAACUACUCUCCUUUUGAGAAACAGCUUUUGGCUUGUUACUGGGCCUUAGUAGAGACCGAACACUUAACCAUGGGCCACCAAGUCACCGUGCAACCUGAGCUGCCCAUCAUGAAUUGGGUGUUGUCUGACCCACAGAGUCAUAAAGUUGGACGUGCACAGCAGCACUCCAUCAUUAAAUGCAAGUGAUAUAUAUGAGAUUGGGUCCAAGCAGGACCUGGAGGCACAAGUAAGUUGCAUGAGGAAGUGGCCCAAAUUCCGGUUGUCUCCAUGCCUGUCACGUUACCUUCCAUCUCCCAGUCUGUACCUAUGGCCUUAUGGAGAGUUCCAUAUGAUCAGUUGACUGAAGAAGAGAAAACUCGUGCCUGGUUUACAGAUGGUUCUGUGCAAUAUGCAGGCACCACUCGAAAGUGGAUAGCUGCACCACUACAACCCCUUUCUGGGACCUCCCUUAAGGACUGUGGUGAAGGGAAGCCCUCUCAAUGGGCAGAACUUUGAGCAGUGCACCUGGUUAUUCACUUUGCUUGGAAGGAGAAAUGGCCAGAUGUGGGAUUAUAUACUGAUUGGUGGUGGCCAAUGUUUUGGCUGGAUGAUCAGGGACUUAGGGGGGACAUGACUGGAAAAUUGGAGGCAUGGGGAAGAGGCAUGUGGAUGGGCCAGAAAGUAAAGAUAUUCGUGUCUCAUGUGAGUGCUCACCAAAGGGUGACCUCAGCAGAGGAGGAUUUUAACAAGUGGAUAGAAUGACAUGUUCUGUGGAAACCAGUCAUCAUCUUUCCCUAGCCACUCCCGUCAUCGUUCAAUGGGCUCAUGAACAAAGUGACCAUGGUGGCAAGGACGGAGGUUAUACGUGAGCUCAGCAACAUGGACUUCCCCUCACCAAGGCCGACUUCUCUACAGCCACUGCUGAGUGCCCAAUCUGCCAGCAGCAGAGACCAACACUGAGUCCCCGAUAUGGCACCAUUCCUCAAGGUGAUCAGUAGCAAGUUGAUUACAUUGGACCACUUCCAUCACGGAAAGGGCAGCGGUUCUUACUGGAACAGAAACUUCCUGUGAAUAUGGAUUUGCCUUCCCUGCAUGCAAUCCUUUGCCAAAACCACCAUCCUUGGACUUACAGAAUGCCCUAUCCACCAUCGUGGUAUCCCACACAGCAUUGCCUCAGAUUAAGGGACUCACUUCACAGCAAAUGAAGUGCAGCAAUGGGCACGUACUCAUGAAAUUCACUGGUCUUACCAUGUUCCCCAUCAUCCUAAAGCAGCUGGCUUAACAGAAUGGUGGAAUGGCCCUCUAAUGACACAAUUAUAGCACCAGUUAGGUGGCAGUACCUUGUAGGGUUAGGGCAAUGUUCUUCAGGAGGCUCUAUAUGAUCUAAACCAGUGUCCAAUAUACGGUGCUGUUUCUCCCAUAGCCAGGAUUCAUGAGUCCAGGAACCAAGGGGUGGAAAUGGGAGUGGCACCACUCACUAUUACCCCUAGUGACCCACUCACAUGAUUUUUUGCUUCCUGUCCCUGCGACCCUAUGCUCUGUGGGUCUAGAGGGCUUAGUUCCAAAGGGAGGAAUGCUCCCACCUGGAGACACAUCACUGAUUCCAUUGAACUGGAAGUUAAGAAUGCCACCUGGCCACUUUGGGCUCCUUUUGCCUCCGGAUCAACAGGCAAAGAAGGGAGUUACUGUAUUGACUGGGGUGUGAUUGAUCCUGACUACCAAGAGGACAUCAGACUGAUAUUGCAUAAUGGAGGUAAAGAAGAGUAUGUCUGGAAUGCAGGAGAUCCCUUAGGGUGUCUAUUAGUACACCAUGCCCUAUGAUUAAAGUCAAUGGAAAACUACAGCAGCCCAAUUCUUACAUGACUACUUAAUGGCCCAGACUCUUUAGGAAUGAAGGUUUGGGUCACCCCACCAAACAAAGAACCACAACCAGCUGAGGUGCUUGUUGAGGUCAAAGGGAAUACAGAAUGGGUGGUAGAAGAAGGUAGUUUUAAAUACCAGUUAUGACCACAAUGACCAGUUUCAGAAAUGAGGACUGUAAUUGCUAUGAGUAUUUCUGCCUUAUAUGUGCACAUCAAAUAUUUUGUUUUCUUCACUUAUAAAAUAUGUCAUGGAUUGAAUUAAGUCCCCCCAAAAAUGUCUGUAUCAAUUUAGCUGAGCCAUGAUUCCCAGUAUUAUGUGAUUUUCCUAUAUGUUGUAAAUCCUGCCUCUAUGAUGUUAAUGAUGGAGGAAUGGCCGGCAGUUGUGUUAGUGAGGCAGGACUCAAUCUACAAGAUUGGAUUGUGUCUUGAGGCAAUCUCUUGAGAUAUAAAAGAAAGAAGUGAGCAAAGGGAAAGGGGCACCUCAGACCACCAAGAAAGCAGUGCUGGGAGCAGAGCAUGUCCUUUGGACCUGGGGUCUCUGUGCAGAGAGGCUCCUGGUCUGGGGGAAGAUUGAUGAGGAAGCUGACAGAGAAAGCCUUCCCCUGGAGCUGACACCCUGAAUUUGAACUUUUAGCCUACUUUACUGUGAAGAAAUAAAUUUCUCUUUGUUAAAGCCAUCCACUUGUGGUAUUUCUGUUAUGGCAGCACUAGACGACUGUCUCAAAUUCAGGGCAUCAGCUCCAGGGGAAGGCUUUCACUCUCUGUCGGCUCUGGAGGAAUCAGUCUUCCCUUGGUCUGGUUGCAUCUCAGUGCAGGAACCUCAGGUCCAAAGGACGUGCUCUGCUCCUGGCACUGCUUUCUUGGUGGUAUGGGGCUCCCAUGUCUCUCUGCUCACUUCUCUCUUUUAUAUCUCAAAAAAAGGAUGGCUUAAGACACUCCCUGAUCUUGUAGAUCUCAUCAGUAUAACUGCCACUAAUCCAUCUGAUUACAUUGUAGUGAUAGGAUUUACAACACAUAGGGAAAUCAUAUCAGAAGAUAAAAUGGGAGACAAUCAUACAAGGAAAUCAUGACGUAGGCAAGCUGACAGAUAUUUUUGGGACACAAUUCAAUCCAUGACAAUGACUAAGAUGGAUGUUAACAGGGCUAGUGCUUUUUUGGUGGUAUGUGUGUCGUAUCAUGUUAGGCACAAGCAUGACUUUAUAAUUGUCUUUAUUCAGAGAUUAUGGUUUAAGGAGAUGUGUACAGCUGUCAAGUUGUCAGGGGUGAAGUGUGAUUGUUAAGAUUGUAUGUCAACUUGGCUGGGCCAUGAUUCUCAGUGGUUUGGCAGUUAUGAUGUAGUUAGGCAGUCAUAUGAUGAUGUGACCACCUCCAUGACGGGAUCUGCUGUGAGUAGCCAAUUAGUUGAAAGGGAGUUUCCUUGGACGUGUGGCCUGCAUGAAAUGUAAGUGGAGUCUCUGGCAAGGCUGGUGGGCUUUUGCUCACUUUGGAUCCUGUAGCUGGGUCCUGUUCUUCUGACCUCUGGUUCUUGGGACUUGAGCUAGCAGCUUACCUACUGUCUGACCUGCUGAUCUUGGGUUCGGCAGCCCCUGCAGCUAUGUGAAUCAGGAGAGGCCUCCAGCCUAACCUAUGAAUUCAGGACAUUCCAACCUCAACUGUGUGAGCCAUUUCCUUGAUAUAAAUCUUUUUAUAUAGAUACUUAUAUGCUUUAAUGGUUUUGUUUCUCUUGAGAACCCUGCCUAAGACAAUAGGUAAUAUAUCCCAUUUUAGUUUAAAAAACUGUCAAUACAAUAGAACAUCUUGAGUUAAUUUAAUAUAACCUAUUAAGGAGGUGGAAACUCUGGUGGCGUAGUGGUUAAGUGCUAUGGCUGCUAACCAAAGGGUCGGCAGUUUGACUCUGCCAGGUGCUCCUUGGAAACUCUAAGGGGGGCAGUUCUACUCUGUUCUGUAGGGUCGCUAUGAGUCAGAACUGGGUAUUAAGGAGGUACAAGUAGAAGUUGAAAGAAAGGUUUAAUUUUUUUAACAGAUUGAGAUAGGAUUAACAUACCCAUAAAAUUUACCCACACUAAAUACGUUUAUAGAGUUUUUAUUAAGUUUAUAAAAAAAAAAAAAGAGUUGGGCAAUUUAUCACUACAGUCCAUCUCUAUCAUCCCCAAAAAGCACCCUACUACACCCUGCUUUAUGUCUACACAUUUACCUUUUCUGGAUGUUUCAUACAAAUGGAAUCAUACAACAUAAAAUCUCCUAUGUCUGGCUUCUUUCACUAAGCAUAAUGUUUUUGAGGUUCAUCCGUACCCAUGUAGCAGUAGUCUGUUUUUCUUGCUUCAUUGUAUGGAUAUACCCCAUUUUGUUUAUACAGUUAGGAAAGGCUUAAAUUUUGAAUAGGUAUGUUACAGAAAAAAAUAUUAGAAUGAAAUGAAAAAGGACCUAGGGAUGACAGCUAAACUGGAAAUGUCUACAUGGACUCAAGACCCUAAAAAGGUGUUUUUCCCAAGCUGGGCUGUGUCCCAGGGGCCAUCUUGCUACAGCCAGUGCUUGUGCAGAUUGAGAGGGACAGAUUUGCACUUCUAAUACUACUUCUCAGGGCUCCAUCCAAAACCAAAACCACACCCAGUGCCGUCAAGUCGAUUCCGACUCAUAGCAACCCUAUAGGACAGAGUAGAACUGCCCCAUAGAGUUUCCAAGGAGCACCUGGUGGAUUCGAACUGCUGGCCCUUUGGUUACCAGCCAUAGCACUUAACCACUAUGCCACCAGGGUUUCCCAGGGCUCCAUAGACAGGAGUUAAUUCUAUGUUUGGGGGCAGGACUCAUAAUGUGUUUGGAACCUUGCCACCAGAAAGCAAUUGAGCUUUCAAAAAUGUCUAAGGCAGUGCUGAGAGAAGAAAGCCAGUUUAAUGGGGGUCCCACUGGCCAGGUUGUGACAAUUUGAUUAAAAAAAAAAUUAUAGCUAAUUGGAACAAGUUGAAUCUGUAAAACACCAAGUCUGAUAAUCAAAAAGGGAAAAAGUAGUAUUACGUGUACAUAGAGUUGUAUUAUAGGAGGAGUAGAUACCAAAAAAACCAAACCAAAUCCAAUGCCGUCGAGUCGAUUCCAACUCAUAGUGACCCUAUAGGAAUAUGUUUAAAGUUUUAUUUCAAUUAGUAGUGGCAGAAUGUUGAUGUCAACCUGAGUGUCACAUUUCUCCUAUUAAGCAUGUCUGUUUACUUUUCUCUUUUACUCAACGCUCAUGAAAGCGUAGGAGAUCCACGGGGCAACCGUAUACAGCAAGAGCCUGGCCCACUCUUCCCCCUAGACAGAGCCAUGGCUUACUCCCAUUCUUCAGGUCUCUGCUCAGAUGUCAUUUUUCAGAGACAUCUCCCCCAACCCUCCAGUGUAAAGUAGCAGUUCGCAAUUCAUUAUCCCCCUUACUCUGCUCUAUUUUCUUAGAACCAUUUAUCACCUCACGUGUAUUGCUUCUCACUACGUGGCAACUCAAUGAGGGUAAACCUUUUAAAUACUGCUAUAUCCCUGUAACAGUGACUUGAUAUCUAGAAGCACCCAUUAUUCGUUGAACUAUAAGCCUGACAGUAAUCCUACGCAAUAACCUGGUAAAAAUAAUAGCAUGUUAUGUGAUAACGGGUUAACCAACCGGCCUACUGAGGAGAUCUAACUUUGUAAAUUUGGUUCCUAGGAACCAAAAUCUUUAGUGACUGUGAUGAGAUGCUGGUCAAGCAUGCCUAAGUUUUUAAUAGGAGAUACUGGGACAGCAUGCUGAGUUAUGUAAUGAUGGGCAAGUAAAACAGAACAUAUUAAUUUGGACUUCAAGGGAGCCCUUAACAUUAGCUGGCAACCAUACUAUUCCCCUAGUUAAGUCAGUCUCCUAGAAGAUGAAUUCAUAGUUUCAAACCUCUUAACCCCUCCCUCUCCCUCUAGCUUUUCUCUCAGCCAGCGCUCUAGAAAAUAGCAACAGUCAGAAAAGAACUUCCACAAGUUCCCACUAUCAUGUAUGCCGCACCUGCCAGCCCUGCUGUCAUAUUCUGCCUUCUUCCUGUUACUUGCUCCUUGCUCUGUUCCUCCUGCACUUGCUCCUGCACUCUCUGGCCUACUUAAGCACGUUGCUUCAACAAGACUCCUCUCUCACCCGCAGAAUCAAAUUGUCCUUCUCUUUUGCAUCACCUCCAUCAGCAUAGAAAACAAGCUUUUAAAAAAACUUUAACAAAACCCAUUUCGCCCCUUCAGCCACAGCCUCUUUUCUCUGGUCCAUUUUGGAGCAAAAUUUGAGUUACCUAUACUAUUCUCUUCCCAUUCUCUCUCAAACACUCCCUACAGGCUUUCACUCCCCUCCACUGCAACAACACUUGUGAAGUUAUUGGUGACCUCAGCAUUGAUUGCUAAAUCCUAUGGUCAAUUCCUAGUCCUCAUACCACCUGGCCUAUCUACAGCACAUGACAGUUGAUCACUCCUUCCUUCGAACUUGGCUUCUAGCACUUCACACACUGCUUGUUUUCCUACCUUACUGGCCACUCACUGUCUGCCUUGCUAAUUCCUCUCCAUCUCCCUGACCUCUUAGAUUUUGCAGUGCCCAAGACUCAGUCCUUGAACGUCUUCUCUAUACACAACUCCCACCCUUGAUGACCUCAACCAGUCUCAUGGCGUUAAAUAUCACCUAUCCAUUAACUGGGAGCCCUGGUGGCAUGGUGGUUAACAGCUCAGCUGCAAACCAAAAGAAAAAGAAAUAGUAAGUACAUUAAAGAAUUUCAAAUAUAAACUAGAAUCCUCUACAAUUGAAAAACGGCCUUACUGACAAUGCAACAGUUCUGGAAGUGUGGUUGCUGAGUCUUCUCCCGAGAACCCACAUUUCCUUCAUCUCCUUGAAAGGAAAGGUACGUCCACUAGAUGCUUGCUUGCUCACUCACUUGCCUGAGUCCAUAUUUAGCUGAGAUGGAAGGCUAGUCCUGUCAUGCUAUGUGGAGCUUCAUGGGUCCAGCUGACCCACAGAAUGUUCUGAUCAACUUAUUCAAUGUUUAAUGAUUUCCUCAUGAAGCUGAGCAGGGAAAUGAUCACAGCAGGUACACUGCCUAAGACUGCACACAUACAGCCAGUGAAGUGUCCUGAAAAAUAACUAACUUGAAGUUACAAAAAGACCUCAAUUGAAACAAAUUUCAUUGAUUUGUUGAGCCUGCUAAAAUUAAGUAAUCAGUCUUCAAGAAAAAAUUUCUAGCUCCUGACCAAUCCAGGUGCAUACAGAUAUAAUGGAUGUUUACAUAACACUAAUAAUAGUUAAUAAUCAAUAGCUAAUUGCCUCAUAUGGGUCUGAAAGCUGGACAAUGAAUAAGGAAGACCAAAGAAGAAGUAAUGCCUCUGAAUUACGGUGUUGGUGAAAAUAUUGAAUAUACCAUGGACUGCCAGAAGAAUGAAAAAAUCCAUCUUGGAAGAAGUAUAGCCGAAAUGCUCCUCAGAAGGGAGAAGGGCAAGACUUCGUCUCACAUACUUUGGACAUGUUAUCAGGAGGGACCAGGUCUGGAGAAAGACAUCAUGCUUGGUAAACUAGAGGAUCAGUGAAAAAGAGGAAGACCCUCAACGAGAUGGACUGACACUUAGGGUAGUAGUUUCAGGGGUUCAUCCAACCUCCAUAACACAGUAGCUACAAUAAAAGACUCAAACAUAGCAGUAAUUGUGAGGAUGGUGCAAGACCAGGCAGUGUUUUGUUCUGCUGUAUAUAGGGUCACUGUGAGUCAGAACCAAGUUGACGGUACCUAACAACAACAAAAAUGGAUAAGACAACUGUCACAGCCAAGAGGAGCCUAGCGAGACAUUACAACUGAAUGUAAUGUAGUAGCCUGGAUGGGAUCCUGGAACAGAAAAGUUUUUCAGCUCUAGUUAAUGGACUCUAAUUAAUAAUAAUGUUAUCUAUUAUUAAUUGUGACAAAUAUACCAUACUAAUGUGAAAUGUUAAUAACAGGGCAAACAGUGUGCGGUAUAAGGGAGCUCUCUGUACUAUCUUCAAAUUUUUCCAUAAAUCUAAAACUAGUCUAAAAUAGUUUAUUUUGAAAGAUGGAUGGGACAAGAUGCAUCUCAACUGACAAAGGCAGGUCCUGAAAAGUUAGUUCAAUCACGAGCUUAAAAAGUUAUUUAGUAGAUCAUUUUCAUUUAUUAGCUCUAGACACAAAACUUUAUAUAAAAACCAAGAGGUACACACACCCUUUUCAAACUACUGUUUUGGGCAGAAUGAAUUAUCCAUCUGCAAAGGGCCCCUCACUCUCAGCAAAAGGACCCAUGAGGUUCAUGUCAAUGUAUGGCAAAUCUCAAUCCACUCAUAAAAAUCACCUCCAUGAAACUAAUCUAGGAACAAAACUCUUUAUCUUAUACUUUCUUGACAUAGCAGUCUUGCACAGACCAUUCAUUUCUAGGGCAUUCGGAAGGUUACCCCAACCUUUCAUUUAUUCAGAGACAGAAGUACUCUACCAAAACAGAAGUCAUCUUCAAAUUAACUCAUAACUCAUGCUACAAAAAUAAGACUUAAAAGUCAUACUUUGUUAAAAAUGAGCAGUGAAGAUUUUGUACCUAAGGAAGAAAGGAAGAAACACUCAGGUGAACAAACAAGUCUUUGAGACUAACCACAUUUGUUGAUUUUUUUAAUCAUAAAUGGGCAAAAAAAAAAAAAAAAGCCCAUUUCUU
Loxodonta africana (African savanna elephant) is the source of this 14739-nucleotide messenger RNA. It is a transcript of the gene GNPDA1, whose product is annotated as glucosamine-6-phosphate deaminase 1. The record is from RefSeq and is a predicted model, not a curated record. Gene Ontology annotation, biological process: N-acetylneuraminate catabolic process; N-acetylglucosamine catabolic process; carbohydrate metabolic process. Gene Ontology annotation, cellular component: cytoplasm. NCBI's taxonomy places the organism in Eukaryota, Metazoa, Chordata, Mammalia, Proboscidea, Elephantidae. The coding region runs from base 110 to 979 and encodes 289 amino acids. The transcript is spliced from 8 exons. Gene Ontology annotation, molecular function: identical protein binding; glucosamine-6-phosphate deaminase activity.